AUUAAAAUGAAGCCACAGCAUUUGGUCAGCUUCUUGUUGCUGACUGCCUUGGCUGAAGCUGGCGCUGAGGACCGCACUUCUACAGGAGUUAUGUGGCAGGCAGCCAACGCCCGCGACGGAGUGAGAACCACGGCCACGGAGGAGAUCUCACCGGGGAGCGAAUUGCUGUGCGCCGUGGAGGCCAGCAAGCGGUCUUGGUGCACCUUCUACUGCUACAUCGAUGAUGUCUGUAGAUUGUACGAUAUCGUCUUUCCACCGUCGAUAUUUCCUUCCACUGUCAACUGCAAAACGAACUUUCCUUCCCGAAGUGUCUGCAGCUCCCCCUUUGCUGUCAUUCCGAUGCUGGAGGAUUUGGGCUGUAUCUACAUGUCCUUAACCAAGAGGAGGUGGAACGAAUCCCGGGAAGACUGCUACACUUACGGCGCCGAUUUGUUCGUUGCUUCGACCCCCGAGCAGUUUUUCUCUCUCAAGAAUCACUUUUACGCUAAUAAUCUUCGCAACUACAAGUGGGUGGGAGUCAUCGCUCGAGCCUGGGUGGACGGUCGUGCGGCGGUCGACGUGUGGAACAGCGGAGAGCCCAACGGACCCAUUGAUGCAACCAUGUGCGGCAUCAUGCAACCUGGAAACACGAUGGAUGAUACAUAUUGUUCCAGUGCUGUAGAGUAUGUCUGCCAGGCCAACCGAACCACCACAUAGAGAGGA
Messenger RNA from Penaeus monodon (black tiger shrimp), 702 nucleotides. RefSeq lists its product as uncharacterized. The record is from RefSeq and is a predicted model, not a curated record. Lineage: Eukaryota; Metazoa; Arthropoda; Malacostraca; Decapoda; Penaeidae.